ACAUCUAUUAUAAUAUCUAUUGUCUCUGUGUGAGUGAGUCUGUGCAUGUCGUGAAAAGAGAUUGAAGUACUUUUUACACACAUACUUCCCACCCGACAAUUUCAUUAUAAGGAAGAGGCCCGAGUUGGGUUGAAAAUAUGCAAACAUUAAAAUUAAAAUUUCAUCCUGUGCAUUAAAAAAAUUAUGUGCACCACCAAUUACACCGGCGUUGCAAAAGGCGCAAUCAUUUAAACUUUUACAAUUAAAUCAAAAACACCUGUGCAUCAAAAAUCAAUGCAGGUGUUUCAAGACGCCGACUAAAUUCGCUGUACGCUCAAUAUUAAAUUAUAUAAAAUGACUAGCAUAAGUCGACAUAAAACCUUUUCACUUGGAAUGUACAGACGUUAGUGUACAGUAUAAAGUUGUAUAUAUUUAAUUACGGUAUAAUAAAGCAUGCGGGGGGGCGAGGCGGCGCGCCGCGCUCUCAUAUUCCGUAUAUUGAUUGUGUGCGAGGGGGCCGGGGCAAAGGAGGGGGCCACGGCGUGCCCCACUCUGUUUUUUACGACACGGCUUUCUGUGUAACAUAAUAAGUAUUUAAAAUUUUUGUGAAAUGUUUCGGUGUGAUGUGUGAAAAAUUGGGAAGUCGGAAAAGUGAAUACGAGAUGCAGGGGCUGGUGAGCGACAAGACGUUCCACUUGAAGUGGAACAACCACCUGCAGAACCUCAGCCAGCUGUUCACGACCAUCUACUCGUCGUCUGCGCUGGCCGACGUGACGCUCUCCUGCCGCGAUGGCACCCUCAAGGCGCACAAGCUCGUGCUGUCGGCCUGCAGCCCCUACUUCGAGCAGAUAUUCAAGGACAAUCCAUGUCAGCACCCCAUCGUUAUAUUAAAAGGAAUACCAUUCUCCGAGAUAAAUCUUCUUGUGGAAUUCAUGUACAAGGGCUCAGUGGACGUCCAGGAAUUAGACCUGCAGUCUUUAAUGCAUACAGCAUCAGAGCUUGAGAUCAGAGGCCUAGCGUAUGAGGCAAGGGAUAAUGCAGCCCAGCUGUUGAAUGUGAACUUGGAGUACCCUGCGUAUGGUCAGAAUGCAACGGCUGCAGCAGUUGCGGCUGCGACCGCUUCAGCCACUACAGUGUCAUCACCACAGACCUACCCACCCGCUCGGACUGAUGUUGAAAGGUUAAAACAGAUACACAUGUACCAACAGUCAAUGAUGCGAGCCGAAGAGAUCCGUCGGCGACGUCGCGAAGACAUGCCCGGUACGCAGACCGCUGUGAACAACAUCCUGGCGGCGGCUGCCAGGGAGAUGGAAGAGGCCAGACACGCUGCAAGGACCGGGGACCGCGUCGUUGCCAGCAUACAGACCGAGCACGAAGCCGCGUCGGCCGCUACUGCCUCAGAAGUGGUAGCAACAGCAGUGAAGCGCGACAUGCCGGCCGAAGACGACAGGCCGAAAAAGCGCGUGUCCAUCAUGUCACCGGACGACGAGAAACUGCGCACAAAGAAGAAGACCAUGACCGUACGCUUCCAAGACGACAACCCUAAGACUGAGGACGGCCCCAACAAAGUCACUUCACCGGGUGCCACCAACGCAAACAACACACAUGACCACAAAGAAUCAGAAGGGCAGUUGAAGCCGGGCGGCAUCAAAGUGGUGCAGCUGGCCGUGCUACAGAAACCCACCAACAACGAGCAUGACGACUCAGACGAGAAGGGGAAGAACGCCAUGGAUGACGACGAGGAGACAGACUCUAGCGGCUCCAUAUCCGACUCGGCGGCCAACGAGUCGCAAGACGGACGACCACACGUGUGCGACAUUUGUGACGUCAGAUUUGCCCGUUCAUCGCACCUGUCGCGGCAUCGGUUGACACAUACUGGCGAGCGGCCCUUUACAUGCGGCGGCUGCGGGCGAUCCUUCGCUCGCUCCGACAAACUGCGCGUGCACACCAAGAUCUGCGAGAGGGAGGACCCAACAGUGGACAUGCAAAACGACGCAGUAGUCAAACGCGAAAACAACUCUGAAGUGAUGUCCGGCAUGGUGCGGACAACGCACCGGGAGUCCGGCCAUCUUGUCUUCACCCCCAGCGGUGACGUCAUGCUGCCCCCUCGAGCCGGACAUCCCGUCGUCCUGAAUGCGUCCCUGGAACCCGUCAGAAACGAACUCAACCCGGGGGACUUAGUUGACCCCCCGCGCAGGGGUCGCGGUCGACCCAGAAAGACCCCGCUCCCUUUAACCCCAAAAAUCAAGAAAAGGAGAGGACGACCGCCUAAGACUUCGUUAGAUACGCCGAAUACAUCCCUGGAUACAUCUACGGAACCGAAACUGGGGAUAGUGAAGCAAGAGCCGGUCGAACCGGGUACGGUUUGUGGGAGCGAGGCACUGCCACAGGAAGAUCGACGAUCUAGUGAGAAUGUCUUGCCCAAAGCACCAGUAAUACUGAAUGCGACUCUGGCACCUUCCGAUUUGCCCAAACUGAGAUUGCUACCUCUGGAAACCAGCCUGGUGGCUAGUGAACCUACCAAUUCUGAGGCCAGCUCCGAACCGAUCAGAAGAGCCCGUGGUAGACCUCGAAAGUACCCAGUGCCUUUGAUCAAGAAACCCAGGGGACGGCCGCCUAAGAAUUCCCCAGACAUGGAAGGUUGCGUGCUGACGAGCGGAGCGGUGCCGAGCGGAGCGUUGGCGGGACACCAGCUUCUGCUCAAGCGUAAACGCGGACGCCCGCCGAAGAAUUACUUCAUUUCCCAACCCGGUAUGGAAAUGUCGAUACCGAUCCAGUACGGGCUAGCCGCAGAAAUGAGCAAGAUUUACGGCCGACCGAACGAGAACUACAACGCGACGAAUCUACCUUUCGGUGAUUUCUCCUACCUUACCGAGAUGAUGUAUAACCCUCUCGCUUACUCCUACGGCGUCACCAGUGUCGAUCCGGACCGGAACAUAGACGCGGACCAAAGCAUGACUACAGAGACCUCCCACGAUAGGACCAUCGAUGUAUCGGAUUCAUCCUCGGACGAUGAAGACAGUUCACGGGUAGAGCCGGAGGAAAACGUUCCGCCCGUAGGAAUCGAAACUCAGAUCAUGACAGUGGGCGACUGUCAGAUUGUCAAACUACCCCCCAAUAACGAGGAAAAGGACGACAAAAUGGACCAGUCCCCACCAGAAACGAUCAUAGUCCCCGCUUCAACCCCAAGCUCGGUCACAAUUACCCCUAUAACUACCGUGGGUGACUGCACGAUCAGGCCCGUCGAUAACACAUAAUGUGAAGAUCUUAGGGUCUACCCCGUAAUCUUGAUACCCUUCAAGUGGAAAUAGAUUGAUGGAUUGCGGUGAGUGAACGGAUUUUUAUAUUUUAAUCAUCGGUUGAGUCACUAGCACGUCACUAGACAUUCCAGAUUGAAGCACUCUACAUUUUUAAAGAUUUGUAAUCGUGAACCAAAAUAAUGCUACAAAUUGGCUAUUAUGAAGUAUACUAUUGAAUAGCAUUUAUACCAUAAUAUAAUCGGCAUAUUUCCUAUUGGCAAAAUAGAUAUGCUAAGUUGAUACAAAUCAUUAUGUACUCAUUUCUUUUUCCAAAAUCCCAGUGUUAUGUAAUUUUAAAAUAUAAACUUAGUCUAUCGUGAAAUAUAAUUACGUUUCAUCCAUAUAGUACAUAUGAAAUAAUAAAUCAGAUUUACGUCGAAAAUCGUUAAGACAUUUUGUUGCUAACUAACGGGGCAAAAACGUGAGUUAAAGUUUAACUGUGCAUAGUACAUACAUAUCGAAAUAAUAGCCGACGUGAGUGAGUAAAACCGAUUUUGAAACUUAAUACAAACAAAAAUAAAUACAAGAUUCGUUCACUCACGUAGUUUACAUGUCACACGAUGACAAUCAAUCUAUACCAGUUUCCUUAUUCGUCCAUUUUGUUUAUGAUCGCAAACCCUAUAAUUAUAGGCAAAGAACGUCUUCCUAAAACGGCUCUAAUGAAAUGGACGAACGACUUUCCUAUCUACUCUUUCGUUUCAGGGGUAGACGCUAAGGACUAAUAUUAUUGUGGUAGCAUUCGUUUGGAACCGAGGUCGCAUCAGUCAUUGUCGUUUCAAAUACUGAUGUAGUUUAUAUGUGGACGCUAUUUUAAUGUAGUUGCCGCAGUCAUUUCAUAUAAAUUAAGUAAACAGAGAUAAAAUAAUCCUGUGCGAAAAAGCCCUGUUAAGCUCCAGCGUGAGUGUAUAAUUUACAAAACGUACCCUAAAGCUAUGAUAAAUGGGGCUAACAGCGUGAGUUGAAAAUUUACUACAAGGUGAACGUAAAAAUACGGCAGCGUGAGAAUUAGUGUCCAGUUUAUUUAAUUUUUUGAUGGGCCAAAUGACGCGAACUAGGGAUUCGUACUUUUUGUACACACCAUUUUUUUUUUCAGUUACAUUUUGAUUUAUUCCGCUUAUGUAAACUGUAAACCCCUAUUAAAGUAUUCGUAUAGCCUGGCCGAAUUUAAAAGUUGUUCAAAAGGCUGGAUUAUAAUAUUUUGUUUGCUUAAUUUAUACCAUUCUGUAGCGGCAAGUAUGUACCUAUACUUUUGACUGUAAAAUAAACUGCUUGUGCCAUCGUCUUAAGGCAUCUAGUGCCUUUCGAGAAAUUUUUUGAUUGCUAUGAAAAUGAAUUGUGAGCGUUAGAAUUUGAUGUCUUCCUAACUGUUUUAGCGUAAUAAAUGUGGCGCCUUAUCUGAAAAAAAUGAACACACGUCGUGGGUUAAAAAGAGAAUCAUAGUUUUCUGCGAAAUAUAAAUAUCGAAGAGUGCAAUUAAAUGAUCAUU
Molecule: messenger RNA, 4764 nt
Organism: Maniola jurtina (meadow brown)
Lineage: Eukaryota; Metazoa; Arthropoda; Insecta; Lepidoptera; Nymphalidae
Product: zinc finger and BTB domain-containing protein 7A-like
Exons: 14
Coding region: 603-3236 (877 amino acids)
Biological process (GO): regulation of transcription by RNA polymerase II
Cellular component (GO): nucleus
Molecular function (GO): DNA binding; protein binding
Source: RefSeq, a predicted model, not a curated record